AUGGAAGCUGAGAAGUUCGAUUCGGAUUUUUCUAAUCGGGUGAAACUGGUAUGCAAUAGCCAUCUAGGUCCUCUUUUAUCACCAAGUCCGGCUACUAGAGGAGAAGGUAAUUAUGCUUCUUCCGAGUGCUUGAGUGACAGAAAUCAAGGGAUAGACCAAGGGCUUACACAUUCACAAAAGGUAACAUCAGUUGAUCCAUGGAAAUACUUGCAUGGACCAACUUCUUUGGAUGAAGAAUUAGAUGCACUUCUCGGACCUGUCAAAUUUGAUCUUAACGACAAGACUAACGCAAUCAGUCGGGAUUCGUGGGUAGAGGGCCUCACAGCUGAUGCCUACCAGCCUGCGGCACCGUCGUGCAAACGGCGUAAGUUCAAACCAGAUCAAGCACAAAGUUCAUCUAUCGAAGAAUCCUCGUAUGAGGUGGAUGUGGAUAACGUGUUUCUCCCCCCCCAUGGAUCAAAGCUAUUAUCACCCAUUACAACUCCCACGUGUCGCAGUCCCGGUGAUUCUAGUUAUGGCCUUAGUAUGUCAGAGUUGUACAAACAAAAAAAUAUAAUUUCAGCUGUGCCAGCUGAAGGAGAUCUCCUCGAAAGAGACAUUCACAAUUCUGUCUUAUCUUAUGAUCCACAAGGAGCCUCAAAAUUACAAAGUGUCUACGAAAAACUUCCAAGCCCCAACCAAAACCAACCAUCUGAAGAGUUAGAAAAAGCACAGCCACGGAGAUCGCAUCAACCAUACAACUUCAUACCCAUGGAUCCAGAUGAACCGAUUCCAUCGACUGAGGAAAGUUCCAGUAAUAUCAAUGAAACAAGGGCUUUUCAAAUGAUUCGAAAUAAGAAAGUCCCUGAUUGGCUGCUUGAACAGUCCGAAAAAAGGCCGCGUAAUGCAAUUUCCAAUCAGGAACAAACAAACCAGAUAGACCAAAGUAUAAUCCUGUCAGAUAAUACUAAGCAGAAGAACAUGACCAAGGACAGCCCCCCUCAAAGACAAGCGCGUGAAAAUACAAAUUGCCUCUUAACGUCUCGUGAAUCAACCUUCAUACAACAAGCCACAAAUGAAGCUAGACGCAAUGAACUACAUCGAAAGAUCACCACAUUUUUCCCCAUGGCAUGUUCUCUGGAAAUAGCAGGCUCUAACAAAGAUACAAUCUUAACUUUAAUUGCUGAACUUAUCACCUAUGACGACUACCAAGAUAGCGCCCCAAACUAUCAGAUACCAAGCUCUUACCGGCAAAUCCUUGAUGAACUAACUUGCCAAUGGAGUACGGGAACUGAGAAAAAUGAGUUCCGAAAAGCACUAAUUGCAUACGUCAAGGAAAAGAUGGAAUUGGAAUUAACAAAGGCACGACAGGUAGAGCCUUCUUACAUGGAAGGCAUUAAUGAUGGAGAUCAUCAAUGGAUUGAUGAGGUUGGAGUUCUUGAUGAUAAAUCAAAGAAAAGAUUAAGAGAUAUCCUUUCUCAAAGUCGAGAACGCAUUGCCUAUCUCAGUAAUCUCAAUUUACACCUUCAAGAUGAGAACGAGAAACUUCGUGCUAACUUAGAGAGAGUUUCAACUGAGAGCUAUCUCCAGAUCGAAGGCUUUGAUGAUAAUUCGAUUAUGGGAAAUACUGAAACGAUAUCUCAGCUUCUCUCGCUCUCUCAAGACUGCCCAAUUCCAGGCCUGGAAGAAAAUUCACAUGACGAAGAAACUAGGCACGCACCGAUUGAAUGA
Blumeria graminis f. sp. triticale is the source of this 1710-nucleotide messenger RNA. Lineage: Eukaryota; Fungi; Ascomycota; Leotiomycetes; Helotiales; Erysiphaceae. The record is from the annotation of a GenBank genome assembly.